CUCUCCAGCUGCCAGCCGCGGGUAGCUGUUUGCCCCCAGCCGCCAGCCCAUGGAUCGAGAGCGUCGACUGUCGCGGUUGACGGCCAAACUGCUGCGUCGGUCUUCCUGGUCUUCCGCAAACUUUGUCGUGCCCAACUCUCCCAGCCCUAGCACCACCACCAGCACAACCUCCACAACCUCCACCAGCACCGCCAGCACCGCCAGCACAACCACCCCAACGGCCACCAGCAAUCUCGUCAAUCCCAAUCCCAAUCCCAAUCCCAAUGCCCAUCCUGCUGCCGGUGCUUCGCCUGCCUCUGUACCUGCCGAGCACGACCACCACUACCAAGUCCACCACCCUGACCAAGACGGCGACCACCACCACCACCGCCGCCAACCCCAGCUCCACCUCCACCCCCUCCCUCAUCCUCGCUCCGCCGUAAAUUCCCGCUUCUCCGCCUCCUCGUCGCCCAUCAGCCCAACAGAUGACAGCUCCGACCUGCUCUCCCCGUUAGCGGCGAGGAGACUGCAGCCUGGGGAUCAAGCAGCCCCAACCAAUUCAACCCAACCAGAUCAGCAGCAGCAGCAGCAGCAGCAGCACCCGUUACCCACGGAGCCUAGAGACAACGAUGAGGAGAUAGCUGAGCACGUCGACCAAUUCCCGGCUGUCAGUUUCCAAUCUUCCACUGCCGCAGAAGGAGGCUUCGACGCAGAAUCCUCUGCCCGCUCCUCCUCAAGCAGCUCGCGUGCUCUGGACCCAAAAGAAGACCGCUUACUACAUCGUCCUUUGGAAGCAUAUUCCCUCUCCAGAGCCUUCUCAAAGGACAAGGGCUCCUCCCCCUUCCGCUCUUCUCGUCAGGCCCACCCUCGCUCCUCCGUAACAUCCGCCUCAUCUCUGAACUUUGUUGAUGAGUCUCGCCGUUCCAAUACCCCGUUAUCCACUGCAGGUACAUCUAUCAAACUCACCCCUACUUCCGUCAAACCGGUUGCCCGGCCAAGCAUUGCCGUCCGCCGUCAAUCCCUGGUCCCCUCGUCCCAGCAGCGACUAAUAAACACCCUCCUCGAACCGUCUCCAUCGGCCGGUGGGGAUUAUUUCUCCAGCGGCCUCCCUUCCAUUCACCGAGACAUGAUCAAUCGGAAGAUAUGGGUUAAGCGGCCCAAUUCCUCCCCGACAUUGGUAGCGGUCACAGAGGAGGAUCUGGUCGAUGACCUGCGUGAUGUCAUCUUGAAGAAAUACAGCAAUUCCCUUGGCCGCACCUUCGACUCUCCGGAUAUCAUUAUCAAACUGCUUCCGCGGGAACCUUCGAGUAGACAGAGCUCCCAUGAACGAGUCCUUGGCCCGGAGGAACCCGUGGGCCGCACAUUGGAUACUUUUUACCCAGGUGGACAAACUGUGGACGAAGCACUGAUCAUUGAAAUUCCUCAACGACGCACUCCAAAACCUUCACCCCGACAACAUAACCUUGGCUACUGCCACUCAGAUGAUCUGCAUCCAGGAGAAUCGGGAGAGUAUUUCCCUCCAAUGGCAAUGAUUCCUCCAUCCAAUGUUUCUGGAUCCGCUUCCAAUGCCAGCGCAGCUAGCUCCCAUCACGCCCCCCCCGUGCAUUCCAUGUCUGUAAUUACAACCGGACAACUCCCUCCAGUUCCUUCACCAGGGAGUCGUGGCUCCUGGCACCAGCAUCAACUUCAAUCUCGCCCCAAGUACGGCCGCCAACCUACUGCUUCGCCUACCGUCGUGUCUACGUCCCCGAAUCAAAACUUGGCCGAUACUACCACUGCGCCAAUAAAUGCAAUGUCCCCUAUUCCUCCACCUCCAUCCACGUCAACCCCUCCCGCUCCCUCACCCGAACAACCACAGAAAGAUGCUACAUCUCCACCAGCUCGCACGUCUUCCCCUCGCCCAGCCCCAAAAUUACGGAAGGUCAAAAACCGCGGCACCAAUGGCUCCCUUCCCACGAGCCUGCUAGACGGAACCGUGCCUCCUAUCAAUGUCUUAAUCGUGGAGGAUAACAUUAUCAACCUCAGGCUUCUCGAAGCAUUCAUGAAACGCCUCAAAGUGCGGUGGUCUACCGCAAUGAAUGGUCGGGAAGCUGUCAACAAAUGGCGAGCCGGCGGGUUCCAUCUAGUCCUAAUGGAUAUUCAGCUCCCAGUCCUAAGCGGCCUUGAAGCUACCAAGGAAAUCCGACGAUAUGAACGACUCAAUAACAUCGGAGUUUUCUCGAGGACUGUUUCGGGCCCGGCAGUAAAGGGCUCAUCGUCUUCCUCGUCACCGAGCUCACCGGUUGAGGGUAGACAUAGCCGAUGCCCGGAAACCCUCAGGCCCGAGGAUAAGCUGGAGAACCCAGAAGCGUUUAACAGUCCUGUUAUCAUCGUUGCGUUGACGGCUAGCAGUUUGCAGAGUGAUCGAAAUGAGGCUCUAGCUGCGGGAUGCAAUGAUUUCUUGACCAAGCCCGUGAAUAUGGUGUGGCUAGAACAAAAAGUAACCGAGUGGGGAUGCAUGCAAGCCCUAAUUGAUUUCGAGGGAUGGAGAAAAUGGAGAAAAUUCGACGAGCAGCAAAACCCAGAAGUUCUAGUGUCUACUACUACGACGACAACAACUACAACAACGAUCCCUGAACCCACCGGUGAAUCCGCUCCUCUCCAACACAAGAAGUCCCACCAGAAUAUCCAUGUAAGCUCCAACGGCGGGAACGGCGGGAGUGUAAAGACCGUGAGCAGCAGCCUUCACAACAACCAUACUACCAUCGACGAUCAUAAUGCUCAUAAAACCACCAACGAAGCCUCAACUAGCCAAGACAGCAGCACCCCGGUAAUCUCUGCCAAUCCCAUCAAACAAGUACCAGCAUCUACUCCUGCGAAAGAGCCUAGCUCCAAUGCCUCCUCAUCAGCAGCAGCAGCAGCGAUAACUGGCGUCGCAAAUGGUUCUUCAAAGCUGGACGCGACGAGUCCUGGUGCAAGAAGUAGCACAAGCACGCAUUCCUCAGGUACCAAGCGGACGAAUCGGAAUAGUGGCGGUGGUGUGUCGCCCAGGAUACCGAAAGUAUAACGAAUAUGGAAAUUUUUAUAUACGAUAUGAUUUGGCGUGUUUUGUUUUUGCAACAGAGAGAGGAUAUGGGGGGAAGGGGAUAGAAGAGAGAUUUUAAUUCAGUUUCCCGUCUUGCUUUUGUUCACUUAGUGUGUUUUAAUUUCCUGAUUUCCCUUUUUUCUCUUGUCUCGUUUCCUUUUCUUUCUUCUUUAUUGUGUUUUCUUCAGGAGAGACUCUGACUUCCCCAGUCCCUUUUCUCAAAAUCAUGUUUUCUUUUCUCCUUCCCCUUUCCUUUCCCCGUCUCUCAUUUUGAUUAAUUUAAGGUGCCAUGCUUUGGUGUUGGGAGCGUCCUCCUUUUUUCUUUUUCUCUUGUUGUUUUCUUUAAGGAAAAGAAAAAUGACCGUGGAAACUUUUUUGUUUCCCCCCUAGAUGCUUUGCUUUCUAUUCGUUUCGUUCUAUCUACCUACUUACAUAUUUAUCUACCUAUCUUGUGGGAAAUUCCUUUUCUCGUUUUUUUCUUUUUCAACUUCUUUCCCACCCCAUCCUAUUCCAGCGGGACUACCUUGUUUGUUUUGAUUUUCAUUCCGAGCAAAAGAAAGCGGUUUAAGAGAAUGAUUUUGAAUGGUUUGUGUAGUAAAUGUUGGCAUGAUUCUGUUUUCUUUUUCUUUUCUUUUUCUUUUAUAUACAUAUGGCUUGGGAAUAUUUGAUCGUUAUAUAUUACUAUUGUUGGUAGGAGUUUCUUAUUGUUAGUUGUUUAUAUUCUCUUUUCUCUUUCUCUUUCUUUUUUCUAUUGUUCUGCUUUGCGUUUGCCUAAAAGAACUAUAUACAACAACUCUUUCAAGUUUCUCUUGCUCUCUCUUUUCUUCUUCUCUCUUUUCUUUCCGAUUCCUUCUCUGGCAAUCACUCAAACAAUAAGAAGUGUAGAUAGAUUUGCUGCGCACUUUUUUUUCCCCUUUCCAUUUAGUUCCUGAUUAUUCCCUUCUAUAUGCCUGCCAUGCUCAUCUUUCUACCUACUACUACCCUUCAAGCAGCAAAGCAAUUCGACUUGAAGCAAAAGUCGAAUCGAGCAGGAUCAUCGUACAUACAUGCAAGUGAGGAGGAGGGUUAGCGGGGCUUUGAUCAUCUUCUUGAACUCUAUGGCUCAUGACAGAUGUAGAAACUAUGAUGAUAAUAAUAAUAAUAAAAUGAUAUCCUAAUCACCUCCCAGCCAGUCCAAUCCUGUGUGUUGCCCAAUGAAAACAAGAAGGGGGAACAGAGGUAUUUAUUGUACACAGUACAGCGCAGCUGCG
Molecule: messenger RNA, 4293 nt
Organism: Blastomyces gilchristii SLH14081
Lineage: Eukaryota; Fungi; Ascomycota; Eurotiomycetes; Onygenales; Ajellomycetaceae
Product: osomolarity two-component system, response regulator SSK1
Exons: 3
Coding region: 50-3025 (991 amino acids)
Biological process (GO): phosphorelay signal transduction system
Source: RefSeq, a predicted model, not a curated record